UGAGGAGGAUCAGGCUAUUUCAAGAUGCAUGGACUGUGAUCAUUUCCUCUGUCAAGAAUGUCAAAAAGCUCAUAAACGUAUGACUGUCAUGAAAUCUCAUAAAAUUUACACACUGGCUCAACUUCGAUCAGGAGAGAUUGUCUACAAGAGUAAACUAAGGGAAGAAGUUCCCAAAUGUGGCAAGCAUCCAGAUCAGAAUCUCAAUGUCUACUGCAACUCAUGUGAGCAAGUCAUAUGUACAACAUGCUCUUUACUUAAUCAUGCAAAACACUCACUCACUGGAUUACCUGAGGCAGUAGAGAAAUGUAAGAAGAAGGUCACAGAAAUGGUCCAAAAAAGUGAGAGCAGAAAAACAGAAAUGAGCACCACCAUAGAAGAGACGUGCAAAUCUCGAAAAGAGCUGGACAUCAUGUUUGCCAACACUCAAAAGAAAAUCUCAAAAAAGGCUCAACAGGAGCUAACAAAGCUCCAAAAGGAAGUUGCAAAGAUACAAAAGGAGAUUGUAAAGAUCCAAAAUGAAGAACAGAAGUUGAUGAACGAGAUGGACAGGAUUUAUCAAGACAGAGUCAGAACAUUUGAAGUUGCUCAAGCUAACAGCAGGAAAGAGGUGACACAGACAGAGCACAAGCUGGAGGACGUCAAACAACUCAUGAAUCAAGCAAGUUGCUAUGAGAUUCUCAAACUUCAGCAGAAGCUCUUGCAUAACCUCAGUGAACUGACUGGGAAACAGCGACAGCAAGUUCCUGACAAGUUGACCUUCAUGGACUUUGAAGAAGGUGAGAGGUCGCUUGGGAGACUCAUUCUGAAAGAAGAGCCAAAGGCUGCAGCAAAGCAAUCACCAAGACCUAGAAGAUCAUGCAUGAAAUAUAAACGGGAAUUGAAGACUGAAGAACAGUCAAGGGGUGCUGCAAAGCAAUCACCAAGACCUGGAAAAUCAUAUGUGAUCGAGAAAUGGGAACUAAAGACUGAAGUCAAGAACUUUGGAUUAAAACUUACAUUUAUAUCACUUGUUGCAGCACUCUCUCACAAUCAAAUACUUGUAUUAGACAAUUUGGUGAAUGCAUUACUCACACUUUCACUGACCAAUAGUCAAUGUGCAACAUCUCCUAUCCCACAAAGGCUACAAAUCAAUGGCCUCACUAAUGUUAGGUGUAUUGCAGUGAGCAAGGAUAAGCUCCUUGUCGUAGAUGGUCCAAAAGUCAAGGUCUUCAACAAGCAACAUCAGCUCCUCAACCAGUUCACACCAAGCAGAUGGUCAAAAAGCCAACAAACAUGCCUUGCAGUGGACGAGAACAAUCUGAUAGCAAUGGGUUAUGAUGGCAAGAAUGAGAUAUCUCUACACAACCCAGAUGGAUCCCUCACCAGGAGACUGCCAGCUCCAUUCAUUGGAUGUUAUCUGACAAUGUACAAUCACCGCAUAAUCUACACAUCAGACGUGACCAAAAGGUUGGUAUGUGUAGACUACUAUGGUGCCAGUGUAUUCUCAGUAGACAUGACCAGCAACAUGCAGAGGGAUGGGUUGCCCUCUGGUGUGUGCUGUGACAGUAAUGGCAGCAUCUAUGUUGCUGUGUAUGGACAUCCAACAGGUGAUAUUCUGCAUUACAGUCCUGAUGGCAAGUACAUUGGAUGUGUGAUCAAGAGAUGUGAUUCUCCACGGGGCAUCACAUUCACAUCGGAUGGUGAUCUGGUUGUGGCUGCCGAAAAGUCUGUAAAAUUCUAUCACCGAGUGUGA
Molecule: messenger RNA, 1732 nt
Organism: Patiria miniata (bat star)
Lineage: Eukaryota; Metazoa; Echinodermata; Asteroidea; Valvatida; Asterinidae
Exons: 1
Coding region: 29-1732 (567 amino acids)
Biological process (GO): positive regulation of DNA-templated transcription
Cellular component (GO): chromatin; nucleoplasm
Molecular function (GO): ubiquitin-protein transferase activity; zinc ion binding
Source: RefSeq, a predicted model, not a curated record